CUUGCGCGCGCGCACAUCCUGCUCCUGUAUUUCGGUCGCGCUGGUCCGGGGCUCGCGGUGAUGCCAGUGUGAUGCCAGUGUGAUGCCAGCGUGAUGCCAGCGUGUCCAGCGGGAGAAUGGCGUCGCGCGCGGCUGCCUGGGUGACGCGCGCUGCCGGCCUCGCGCUCUCCGGUUCAUUUCUGUCCGUUUUGUGAUUCCUGGGCGCGCGCGGUCUGCCGAGAACCACAAGCCUCCCGCUCCAUGACGGUGGAACAUGUCCUAUGUUCCCUUCCAAGAUGCCAGGUGUGCCGCGCCCCCCUUCUACUACCACCAUCAUCACCGCUCCCACGCCCACGCUGCCCACUCUGCCCACGCUGCCCACUCUGCCCACUUUGCCCACGCUGCCCGCGCUCCAUACGACCACGCCAGCCGCCCGUCUUUUGACAGACCUCCUCACAGCCGUCCUUCGUUCGACAGACCUCCGCCUCACGCCCGCCCGUCCUUCGACAAAGCGCCGCCCUCUCGCCCCUCCUUCGACCGACCUCCCCAUCACCACCGUCCGUCGUUUGACCGCCCGCCUCACGCCCGCCCGUCCUUCGACAAAGCGCCGCCGGCUCGACCCUCCUUCGACAAAGCCCCGCCCACUCGCCCCGUGUACGAGCGCCCGUCCAGAGAACGCCCAGGCCCAGAGCGGUGGGCCCCCCGUGUGCGUGUGAGCCCCGCCAACACCGUCUACAUGUUGGACCAGGAGGAGGUGCACCCGCUCCUGAUGCGGGAGCGGCGCUCGGAGAGGAACAAGCUGCUGCGUCGAACAGUGAGCGUCCCGGUGGAGGGACGUCCCCACGAGACGGAUAACCGGCCGCGCAGGAAGAGCAUUGCCACAGGGAAGCAGCCGAGCAUGGACGUGUCUCCCACUGCCCCUCUUCAACCCUUCCGACAAUCCAGUUUCCUCAGUAAAAGACUAAAGGGCUCCAUCAAACGCGCCAAGAGCCAACCCAAACUCGACCGCUCCAGCAGCUUUCGCCACAUGAUCCUCCCCCGCUUCCGCAGUGCCGACCAGGAGAGGACCCGCCUGAUGCAGAGUUUCAAAGAGUCCCACUCCCAUGAGUCCUUGCUGUCUCCGAGCAGUGCGGCGGAGGCUCUGGACCUCACGCUGGACGAGGACGCCAUCAUCAAACCCGUCCACUCCAGCAUCCUGGGACAAGAGUACUGCUUCGAGGUGACCACGGCGUCAGGGACCAAGUGCUUUGCCUGUCGCUCUGCGGCCGAGAGGGACAAGUGGAUCGAGAACCUCCAGAGAGCAGUGAAACCCAACAAGGACAACAGCCGGAGAGUGGACAACGUGCUCAAACUGUGGAUCAUCGAGGCCAGAGAACUUCCUGCCAAAAAGCGCUACUACUGCGAGCUGUGCCUGGACGACAUGCUGUACGCCCGCACCACCAGCAAACCCCGAACCGACACCGUCUUCUGGGGCGAGCACUUCGAGUUCAACAACCUGCCCGCCGUCCGAAACCUGCGCCUCCACCUCUACAAGGAGACGGACAAGAAGAGACGCAAGGAGAAGAGCACGUACCUGGGCCUCGUCAGCAUCCCCAUCUCCAGCAUCACGGGCCGUCAGUUCGUGGAGCAGUGGUACCCGGUCAUCCAGCCCAGCGUCCUGACCAAAGGGGCGGGGGUGGGCGGGGCCAAAAUCAUCAACGCAUCGUUACGCCUCAAGUCCCGUUUCCAGACCAUGAACAUCCUGCCCAUGGAGCUGUACAAGGAGUUCGCCGAAUACGUCACCAACAACUAUCGGACGCUCUGCGCCGUCCUCGAGCCCGUCCUCAGCGUCAAGAGCAAAGAGGAGGUGGCCUGUGCACUGGUGCACAUCCUGCAGAGCACCGGCAAGGCCAAGGACUUCCUGUCCGACAUGGCGAUGUGUGAGGUGGAUCGCUUCAUGGACCGAGAGCACCUCAUCUUCAGAGAGAACACUCUGGCCACCAAAGCCAUAGAAGAGUACCUCAAACUGAUCGGACACAAGUACCUCAAGGACGCCAUAGGGGAGUUCAUUCGGGCCUUAUACGAGUCGGAGGAGAACUGUGAGGUUGACCCCAUGAGGAUUCCUCCGUCCGUCCUCUUGGACCAUCAGGCAAACCUGCGCAUGUGCUGUGAACUCGCCCUCUGCAAGAUCUUCAACUCUCAGUGCGUGUUCCCUCGCGAGCUGAAGGAGGUGUUUGCGUCCUGGAGAGUGCGCUGUGCCGAGCGCGGUCGUGAGGACAUCUCCGAGCGCCUGAUCAGCGGCUCUCUCUUCCUGCGCUUCCUGUGUCCGGCCAUCAUGUCCCCGUCGCUCUUCAACCUGACGCAGGAGUACCCCGACGAGCAGACCUCGCGCACCCUCACGCUCAUCGCCAAGGUCGUGCAGAACCUCGCCAACUUCUCCAAGUUUGGCACUAAAGAGGAGUACAUGUGCUUCAUGAAUGAGUUCCUGGAGAUGGAGUGGUGCACCAUGCAGCAGUUCCUCUUCGAGAUCUCCAACCUGGACAGUGUGAGCAGCGCCGGCGGCUUCGAGGGCUACAUCGACCUGGGCCGCGAGCUCUCCAUCCUGCACAGCCUCCUCUGGGAGGUCCUGGCGCUGCUCAGCAAGGACGCGAUCAUCAAACUGGGUCCGUUGCCGCGUCUCCUGACCGACAUCAGCAUGGCCCUGAGGAACCCCCACCUCCAGAGGCAGCCCAGCCACCAGGAGCGCCUCUCCAGACCCAGCUUCACCCGCGGAGUCUCCUCAGACUUUCACAACCUCCUGAUGAGGGACCUCAACAGCUCUGUAGACAUCACGCGCUUGCCUUCCCCCACCUCCACCGGAGGCAUGAUGCCCUCUCGCUCUCAGAUGAGUUUUCAGGAGCGUGACCUUCAGCGGGCGUCGUCCAAAGACAUAUUUUAUAUGUCCCGCCCUCCCCUGGCGCGCUCCAGCCCCGCCUACUGCACGAGCAGCUCCGACAUCACAGAGCCCGACGCCAAGGAUUCCAGAAUGAACAGCGUGUCUAACCUGCAGUCGGUGGACAUGCUCAACUCCUCCCAGGCCUCCAUCGCCGGUAUGGGCAGCUUCGGAGGGCUGAGCGGCGGGGGUGGCCUGGGGUCCGGGCUGGGCUCCGGGCUGAGCCAGCUGCGGGCGGGGGGCAGGCUGUCGGCCGGUUCUGGCUCCAGUAUCUCGGGGGGCCUCCGCCUGGGCCAGCUCGGCCAGAUGGGCACCACCACCGACUCGCUGUCUCAGCAGCAGCAGCAACAGGCCGCCGCCAUGCGCUACCCGCUUUCCUUCCAGAACCCCCUCUUCCACCUGGCGACGGCCGACGGCCCUCAACACCAGCACGGCCGGGGCCCCCCGGCGCCGCUGCUCCUGGCCCCAGAGCCGGACGCCUCUCACCAGUCCUACAUCCCACAGUUCGCCCACGGGGGGUUCUCCCGCAGCGAGGACCUGUCCACCCUCCGGACCCGGGACACCCACCUCGGCCAGCCCAGCAUCAUCCACUCCCACAGCUACAGUGACGACUACACCCGCGCAGACUUCGCCCGCAGGCAGAUGUCCAUGCACGCGCAGGAGAACCUUCAGCAGAUGGGCAUGACCUCUCAGACCGGGACCUCCCACUCAUCUCUGGCGACCACGCCCCCCUCCACGGUGCAGCCGAUGCGGCAGAGCUCCGUGGCCCCGCCCCCCGCGCAGCGCAUGAAGUCUCAGACGUCUCACCAGCUGUCGGUGAGCUCGGCCGCGGCUCCGCCCCCCGCCAAAACCCGCCCCCCGAGCGCCAACCUGCUGCAGUCUCCGGAGUCGGCCUACACCCGGCAGCACUCGCGCCAACUCUCCGUCAAAGACAACACCGCCCCGGGUCUGCCCCACCAGCAGAGCUCUGCCCGGGAGAGCCAGAGCCCCCAGGGCACCACCAGCCCCAGCGCCCAGCACUCGCCUCAGCAGCAGAUGCCCCAGAAGCACCUGCUCAAACCCAGCAUGGCCAAACCGAUUUCCCAAACCCCACAGACGCUGAGCGCACCUGCCAACGAGCGCACUGUGGCCUGGGUGUCCAACAUGCCGCACCUGUCGGCCGACAUCGAGAGCUCCAGGAUCGACCGGGAGGAGUUCAAACUGAAGGAGUACUCCAAAAGCAUGGACGAGUCCCGCAUGGACCGGGUGAAGGAGUACGAGGAGGAGAUCAACUCUCUGAAGGAGCGUCUGCUCAUGUCUCAUAAGAAGUUGGAGGAAUAUGAACGACGCCUCAUGAGCCAAGAACAACAAACCAACAAGAUCCUGCUGCAGUAUCAGAACCGACUGGAGGACAGCGAGAGGAGACUGAGGCAGCAGCAGGUCGAGAAGGACUCACAGAUCCAGGGCAUCAUCAGCAGACUCAUGGCCGUGGAGGACGAGAUCCGAGGAGGAGGAGUCAACGAGCCAAAGAGUCGGAUAUUCGCAGACCAGGAGGCCCAGCUUCCCUCCAUGGGUUCAGCAGACCCCGGUGUGAGGCACUCUGAAGGGGGAGCAUCCGGAGCAGAGAGCCGGCCUCGGACGUCGGCGGGCGACGCCUCCGACCGCACCCCCCAUAACGGAGUCCCUCCCUCUGUGCCCACGCCACUCCAACAUCACAGCCCAAACGGAGAGCUCCAUGGCAACCAAACCCCCUCCCCCGUAGCGACCAGGCAGGUUACCACGGCAACAAGCAGUGUCUCAGAGACGUGUCCGACGCCGCGCUGAGCCCGUCAGAGAGAGACUGUCCGGACUUUUCAAAGGGCUCACACGAACGGGGUUCCACAGCUGCUCGUCUUGCGGGACAAGACGCUGCCCCCUGCUGUUCGGCUCGAGCUGCAGCAGAAACAGCAAACACCAUA
Molecule: messenger RNA, 4827 nt
Organism: Boleophthalmus pectinirostris (great blue-spotted mudskipper)
Lineage: Eukaryota; Metazoa; Chordata; Actinopteri; Gobiiformes; Gobiidae
Gene: syngap1b
Product: synaptic Ras GTPase activating protein 1b
Exons: 21
Coding region: 254-4693 (1479 amino acids)
Biological process (GO): regulation of GTPase activity
Source: RefSeq, a predicted model, not a curated record